Oryzias melastigma (Indian medaka) is the source of this 5196-nucleotide messenger RNA. RefSeq names its product TBK1 binding protein 1 (gene tbkbp1). Gene Ontology annotation, biological process: canonical NF-kappaB signal transduction. NCBI's taxonomy places the organism in Eukaryota, Metazoa, Chordata, Actinopteri, Beloniformes, Adrianichthyidae. The record is from RefSeq and is a predicted model, not a curated record. The transcript has 10 exons. Bases 1485 to 3404 code for a protein of 639 amino acids. Gene Ontology annotation, cellular component: cytoplasm.
AGAUCAAUAACGUGUAUCACAGGUUAACUGUGUCGGCAAGUUGCUCUUGUGUGUUUGUGACAAACCGGCGACCUGAAUAUGGUGUACUCCACCUUCAACAGUUAAUGGGAUGGAACAAGAAAACCUGAAAAAUGAUUCAUUGGGAUCUGAUGGAUGUAAAUUCAUAGUACAGUUAUUUCAUUUUUUGACCAGUAAAUGUUUAAAAAAAUAUCCAAUAGAUAUCGCUUCAAGAGUGGUGUAGAUUAUGAGCUUAAUCAAGCAUAGGUUCAUCUUCUUCAACUCUAGACUAUCAUCUUCCUAGAUUUGUAUCUUAUUAGUGCUAUAAAGUUAUGAUUCUUAUUCCAGACUGUUUGUUACUGUCUGUUUUCUUUGCUCUCUCAAUUAGGUGCCAUACUGUUGGACCUUGUUUUAAAAAGACCUGUGUUCAACACAUUGAUUUGAAGUCCAAAACUGUUUUUAGGCCAAAUCCACAAUAUGCACCAGCUUUUUUAUUAAUCUGCUUGGAAAUUUAGAAUAUUUUUAGAUUGUAUCUUUACCAGCGUUUUUUUUUUUUUUUUUUUGGUACAAUGAUUUUUAAUCACUGUUUCAUUUCUUGAUUAAAACUAAUGUGAUAUUUUUAACUUCAGCAAAAUAACAAAAGUGAUAUUAUUAGGAGGAAUGUUUACAGUUUGUAUACAAAAAAGAGUAGACUAGAAUAGUUUCAAAAUAAAAUUAAAAAAGAAACAGGAAGAAAUCAAAAACACACAAAAAAUGAAUAUAAUUCACUAAAAAUAACCUUAGAAAUUGUCACAAAGGUGAAAACCCUGUUAUUUCAUUUGAAUUGAUUGAUUGUAAUUAUUUCCUAUAAGGAGACUCGGUGCCAGCCGUCUCCCGUUCUUGGCUCGGGUUCCUGCGUGUUCAUCCCAGAAGUGGGACAUCGACCCACAUUAUUCCUAUAAGGGUCGCAGCUAAUAGGACGCAAACAGGAGCAGCUGACAGUCUGCUGCGCGCGAGCUGAAGCUCACGCGCGUUUUCCUGUCGGUGCGCAGAGCAGAAGGUGUGAAAACCCUUCACGUAUAAGAGGAUGGAAGCAUCGGAGGAGGCAUGUGGCUUUAAAUGAAAGCUGUGCAAUUGUUUGCUAAAAGCAGGAGCUAUAAAUAGUCCGGAUUGGAGCUGCUUCCUGCAUGCGCGCGCUGCUUCAUAAGUGUGUGAACAUCCCUGUUUGCAGGUUCGGGUUCCUGGAGGAUUAUUUUUCCUGUGAAAUGCGGUGACUCAGAUAUGUUCUCGCUCAAAGGAGACUAUUCCCGCGACAUCACCAUCAUCCUCCCACGGAGUGGAGCUCCACGUUGCGCGAUGUGAUGCUCAGUCCUGCUCAGCAUCAGCUACGGAAGGCGUGCUCAUCCGCACCGUCCGGGACUCACAUUCGGAGCGAGCGCACGUCCACCCCCCCGGCAGCCAUGGCAUCCACGCGUGGAUCAGCUGGAGCGCAUUGAGGUUUCAGAGUGAUGCAGUCUCUGUUUGGAGGAGGGGAGCUGGGGCUGCUGGGAGGAGGCGGCGACGCAGGAGGCCUCAAGGAAGAUGGCUGCGGCAGCAUGGCGUGGAGGUCAUCGCCUCUGCCUCCGGAUGAUGUCUACUCAGCCUCGCACUUUGCCCUCAUCACUGCCUAUCAGGACAUCAAAACAAGGCUGGCCAGCCUCGAGCGAGAAAACAGCACUAUCAAGAGGAAGCUAAAGAUAUAUGAGAUAAAGUUCCCGAUGAUCAGCGAGUUUGGUGAGGACACUAACUCAUACUGCUCCUUUGAGAGUAAGGAGACGGUACUGUUGCAGUCUGAAAAUGGCAACCUGCAGCAGAGGGUGAACGUCCUGACCCAUGAGCUGCAGAAGAGGAAGGACAGGGAGGAGCAGCUGGAGGACGUCAUAAAGGCCUACGAGAAGAUUCAUCUGGAGAAGAACAACCUCCAGAGAGACCUGGACAAGAUGACCAGCAUGGUGGAGAAGCACGUUGAGCGCAUCCUUAGCCUGGAAUCAGCUCUGAGGCAGAGGGACAACUCCCUGCAGAAGCUCAACAUGCAGAUGCACAACAAGGACAUGCAGUAUCUGCAGCUCCACGCUGGUCCAGACGCACACAUGCUGGACUGUCCAGCUCUGACCCUCCAGAGCUCCCGUAGCCUGGACGCCCUCUCCGACCUUAAGCUGCAGCGCCUGGAGGCAGAGCUGGAAGGGGCACGGCACGAAGCCCAGGGGGCGUGUCAGCGGGAGGAGGAGCUUAAGGCGGAGUGCGAGAGGCUGAAGGACGAGAUGAGACAGCUCCAGAGCAGCCAGAGGGAGAGGGAAAUGACUUCUCCGUGCAAGCAGUGCGAUAUGGAGUGGAUACAGAAGGUGGGAGAUGAGCAGGUGAAUUUGGCUCUGGCCUACACCGAAUUAACAGAGGAACUGGGACGCCUUCGAGCGCUGAGCGCCAAGCAGACAGAAAUCCUGAGGAAAGCAACGCAGGAGCAGGCUAGUCCAGUGCAGCUUCACUCUCCCAUCCACCACCAGCGUCACUCUCCAGUUUCUCAGCGUCACUCCCCAAUUCCACAGCGGCACUCCCCUGUCCCGCCACAACCCCACCACUCCCCGAUCCAGCAGCGACGCUCUCCUGUGCUGCAACGCCUUUCCCCCGACAUGCACCGCCGUUCGCCCUUACUGGACGUCAACGAUGGACCGGCUUCGUACUCGUACCGGCCCCCCAGCCAGCACCUUAGAGCCAGCUUCCAGGGUCGUCGCAGUUACUCUGAAGUGGCUGAUCCUUCGGCUUAUCAGUGCCCACCCCGUUUCUCCCUUGACCCGGUCUCCACCCUUCCCAAGCCAAGGCCCUACAUCGAGGGCUACCCCAAGCAGCAGUCCCAGCAUGUCGGAUCCCCCCACAGUGGGCUGCAGCACAGAGGACCCCCGUCUCCCCACCAAAGCGGAACAGGAAAAGAUGGAAGCCUCGGGGAGAGCUCCAUGCGCCACUCCAGAGAGAUGCCGUUUCCGCUUUCAGAAGUGGCGCAUCUUCACUACGAGCCACCGCCUCCAUCUUCAUCCACUUCACAGCCCCAACAGUCCUCCGACGAUGAGGAGGAGUGGACCUGCCCGCAUCCCAUCAGUCCACCAAGGACGCUGGGCGUGCUUUCUCCAACAGCAGCCAGCAGUAUUAUGAGGGGCCCGGCUUCCUGCUCAGCCUUCCCCAUCCCUCAGAGGCCGAACAACCUCAGCUGCCACCCUCAGCAGGGGUACACGUCUGCGGAGCAUGCUCAGUCCUGGCCUUCAAUCAACCUCUGGAUGGAGACCGAGGAAAGUGACAUGAGGAGCUGCCCUCUCUGCCAGCUGAUUUUUCCUGUUGGUUACCCUGACGAUGCCCUCAUCAAGCACAUCGACUCCCACCUGGAGAACAGCAAGAUAUGAUUUCUAUGGCAACCAGCACACACUCUGCUCGUAUAGAUUAUGUGAGAGACUGGAAGAUCUGGCCAAGUGGAAAGUCAAAUGUUCACACAGAGGCAUCUAAUUUAAGUCUGAACCAGUCGCGUGGGGCUGGUGCAUAGUUCUGAUUUAUUUUGGAUGGUUCUUGAUCAUCCAUGUGAUGUUAGUGGGUCCAUGUGCCAGGGCUGACAUUUAAAUAGAUGCAUUGGUGGCGCUGUUUGCCACUCCUUUGCUUUGAUUCCUGUUGUGUGGAUUCGAGAAGGUUUCAGGAAUAUUUUCUUUGUAAUCACUUUGCAGUGUGACAGCCUUGUCUUUGAUUUGCAGUUUAAGCCAACCGUGAGGCAUUGGAGGCACACUGGCAGGUUCAGGAGCCCUGCUUGUCUUAAUGUUGCCGUCAGCUUUCAUCAGUAUUUGAUCAAAGAUAUUGGACAAUUCAAUUUAAACCACAAAGCUUUAAAUAAUUCUGCUUUUAUAUGCUCAAACGCUGACUUUAUUUCCUUUUUAGAGGGUCUCGUGCAGUCAGAGGCAUGGGAAAAACUGGAGCGUUCAUUGUGAUAAUGUGACAGGCACAUAUGUGAGAUUAUUAACUGAUGAAAAAUUCUGUUUUUACGAGAGAAUGACAGCGAGAAGUGUCUGUGCUGGUUUCUGCAUCAAAGAAAUGUGUUUCUAGAGGAGUUUAAAAGAGUUUUAAACUUAUGAUGAGUGCGUUCGGAUCAGAAAUGAACCGAUUUAUCCAAAUGUUGUGUUGAUGGUGCCCUGCAGGGCGGGGUGCAGAUGAAGACAUGGCUUCUCUUUAUGUAAAGGGACGAUUCAGAAUAUACCUUUAUGCUUGCGGCAUGUACAAGAGUAUCUUAGCACUUUAAGUUAGCAUAGUGUUUCCAUGUGCACCAUUCAGACACAAAACGACACGAAAAUCCUUCAUAAUGGGACACAGAAGGUGGGUGGGAUUUACCUUCCUGUGUUGAUAAGCAGGAAGCAGUAAAAUAAGAUUGAUAACUAGACUCUUGGGCAGUUAAAAGAGGCUGCAUGUCAAGUUAUAUUUUUGAAAAAUGCAUUUUUUUUCUUAUAUCUGUGAAACAGCAAAAAUAAAUGAGCAGCUCUGUUUUUGACACACCAGAAUCCACAUUUCCUUGAAUAACCAUUAGCAUUUGGGCUGAAGUGAUUUGGGUACAAAUCGCAAUUUUUUUUUUUUUUCAAAUUCAAUCUCAAAAUCUUAAAAAAAAAAAAAAAAAUGUUUUGUGAUUUAAACUCCACAGAUGUGUCACUUUUUAAUGUUAAAAAUUCUUAAUGUUUUUGCUAACAUGUGCUUCUAAUGUGCUAGCUGUCGUUCGCUAAGGCCAAUAGCAUUCGUGUGUAAAGUCCUUUAGCGUAGCACGUUAUGCUACUUUCACACUGGAUUCUCGAUACUAGCACAUCUACUGUCUGUAACCUACAGUUUGAACAGGCUUGGUGCGAAAUGGCUAAGUGAUAAAAAUUUUGCUAAUCGCGAAUUUUGCUCCAGACUUUUUUUUUUCACAUCUCUAUUCCGAUAUAUAUAUAAAAAUUUGGGUGUCAUAGGCUAUGUCUAAUUCCCACCCUAAUCCCUAACUACUAAAAAACAAUAUAGUGCGGGACUAUAUGUUUCCCUGGACUUUAAAACCAAUUCGGACACUAUGCUCACUACUUUUCUUUUGUUUUUCUAAACGCUGGAUAUGACGUCAGGUGAAAAUUGAAUUAAUACAAAUAUUUUAUGAAGUCUGUUUAUGACUCCACUGCAUUCUGAUGAUAAAAAGGUAGA